Molecule: messenger RNA, 675 nt
Organism: Arabis nemorensis
Lineage: Eukaryota; Viridiplantae; Streptophyta; Magnoliopsida; Brassicales; Brassicaceae
Source: the annotation of a GenBank genome assembly
AUGAGACGGGAACAGUACAGAAAUUCUCAUAAGAUAACCGCUGUUGCAAAGGCACUAAGAGGAGCUGCUGAAGGAAAGGCCUUGGCUCAAGCCGAUGCUGCUGAAUGGAAGGGAAGAUAUGAAUUGGAGAAGUCGAGGAACCUCAAGUUGCAGCAUAAAGAAUGUCAGAAUCGUCAAAUGGAGUAUCUGCCGAGGAAUUCAUCAAUGACAAUCUCCUCUCCUACUCAAGCCCAUCAAGUGUUCUUGAAUUACCGAGGAGAGCAACUCCGACACAAUUUCAUUAGCCACCUCAUUGAUGCCUUCGAGAGGCACGAUAUCAACUUCGUCGUAGAUAAGUACGAGCAGAGAGGCAAUGAUCUCAAAAAUCUCUUUGUAAGAAUCGAAGAGUCGAGGAUCGCGCUGGCUAUCUUCUCUACAAGGUAUGCGGAAUCGAGGUGGUGCAUGGAUGAGUUGGUGAAGAUGAAGAAACUUGUGGAUCAAGAAAAGCUCCGAGUCAUUCCUAUCUUUUACAAGGUCAAGGCACAAGACGUGAGAGGACAAGAAGGUGAGUUUGGUAAAAACUUCUGGAAGCUUGCAAGAAAGCCCUCUUCUAGUGGAGAUGAUAUCAAGAAUUGGAAGGAAGCUUUAGAGUGUAUCUCCGACAAGAUGGGUUUGUCUUUAAGAGACAAGAGGUAG